Molecule: messenger RNA, 1035 nt
Organism: Eufriesea mexicana
Lineage: Eukaryota; Metazoa; Arthropoda; Insecta; Hymenoptera; Apidae
Gene: Trax
Product: Translin associated factor X
Exons: 2
Coding region: 58-900 (280 amino acids)
Molecular function (GO): sequence-specific DNA binding
Source: RefSeq, a predicted model, not a curated record
UUGGCUAAGAUUGUAUUUACAACUUAUCAAUUUGAUGCUAAUGUAAAAGUAAUCGUUAUGUCUCAAUCCAGAGGAGAUCGCAAAAAUCGUGGAAGACAUCGCUGCAAUAAGAAGAUUAACAUUGGUGACAAGAGGAAAGAAGUUGUGGAAAGUAUAGAUGAAAAUAAUUUGAUCUUAAAACAGUUUCAAGCAUAUGCGAUUGAAUUAGAUGAUAAACACGAUCGUUUUGAAAGAAUUGUCAAAAUUAACAGAGAUAUUAAUAUAGAGAGUAAAAGGAUUAUUUUUCUUUUACAUACCUUAGAUAAAAAAAAUAAACAAGAUAGUAUAUUAUAUGAAGCUGAAUCGAGACUACAGAAUGUCGCGCAAAAUCUUUUUAAAGGUAUUGCACAAGAAUUAGAAAAUCAUUGUCCAUAUCUUUAUUCUAAUGCUUAUCAUGCUGGUUUGGAAGAAUACAUAGAAGCUGUUACAUUUUAUCAAUAUUUAAAUAACUGUGAUGUGGGAAAUUUGGAGGAGAUACAAAAAGCACUUACCUAUACAAUUCCUGAAAAGUCUGAAAUUAAAACCAUAGAAAUUUUAAUUACUCCUUUUAAAUAUGUCUUGGGCAUUGCUGAUUUGACCGGAGAGUUAAUGCGUCAAUGUAUCAAUAACUUGGGAACUGGUGAUAGAGUUAGUUGUUAUGAAACAUGCAAUUUUGUUAGAUGUAUGUAUAAGGGUUUCCUUGGUUGUGGACAUAUGUCACAUAGAGGUAUAAACAGAAAAAUUUUUACACUUAAACAAAGUCUUCAUAAAAUAGAAAAUGUUUGUUACACGAUUAAAGUACGGGGUUCAGAAAUACCAAACCUUUCGCUUGUAGAUGUAGCUACUGAAGAGGAAAAUGAUGAAAGAUAUAAAAAUUAUUAAAGAUUUAUAAAUAUUGAAAAAUGCGUCGGUACUGAAUUUGGAGAUAGUCACAAAUUGUAGGCGUUUGGAUGUCAGAAUCUUCAAUAAUUACUACCCACUAAUAAUUAUAUACUAUAAUUACUAGUUACUAUACUA